Messenger RNA from Oncorhynchus tshawytscha (Chinook salmon), 1118 nucleotides. RefSeq names its product translation initiation factor IF-2-like. The record is from RefSeq and is a predicted model, not a curated record. Lineage: Eukaryota; Metazoa; Chordata; Actinopteri; Salmoniformes; Salmonidae. Bases 89 to 805 code for a protein of 238 amino acids. The transcript is spliced from 2 exons.
GUUAUGAUGUCAUCACUAGAUAACACUCUGGAGUCUAGAAUCCCAUUAGAAAGCAGGAGGCAGAAUUCUACUCAGUCAGGAUGGCAUAAUGUCUCUUAAGGAAGAAGGAUAUUCUACUAUUCUUUGUAGUCAGUUCUUCAUGGUGGACAAAGGGAUACAAAACCUAUUCCGUUCUGACUCUCCACAGCAGUACCAGGCCCCAGCCCAGCCACCACCUCCAGCCUCUCCUCCCGUCGUCUCCCCCCCAGAGGGUGACCACCACCUAGCCCUGCGAGCCUCCGACGGACCCCUGCCCGGCUCCUUCCCCUACUCCUCUGCCACUCAUCUCAAACGUCUCCACACCGCCCCCAUCUGCUCCUCCAACACAGAGACAGAGACAGCCCAGCAAGAGCCACCGGGCCUGGGCAGGCCCUCCAUCGCCUGCUCCCUGGGAUCCAACCGUCCAGCCGACGACCAGGAACAAACCCAAGACGACGCGGUCUCCUCCAGCACUGACCCCCAGGGGAGCACUGUGGACCCCCACCUCCAGACCCACCCUUACAGAGUCAGACCCCGAGCCCACCGACGAGGGCCUCCGUCGGGGAAGAUCAGCUCGCCCUGCCUGGAGAGGCUGCUCCAGUCCAAGGAGAGCAUCAUCUCACCCAGAAACAUGGGAGGUCAGAGUCCGGGAGGUGGUGGGGAGAGCAUCAUCUCACCCAGAAACAUGGGAGGUCAGAGUCCGGGAGGUGGUGGGGAGAGCAUCAUCUCACCCAGAAACAUGGGAGGUCAGAGUCCGGGAGGUGGUGGGGAGAGCAGCCGUUCGUAACAGCUAGACUCAGACAUGGUCCAUGGAGGAGAUAAGGACUGAUCUGGGCACAGAGUUGACCCGGGAGACACUGAGCUGUAUCUUUCCACAACAGGCUCCCCAAUACAGCAGGGGGCAAAGGUCGGUGUCUGAGCGGGACGCUGUCUCUUUAAGAGCUGUGUGUCAUGUGAUCCAUCAUGUGAUCCAACUACGGUUGGUUUAUCUGCAGUAAGACACUGAGACAUGGAGGAGACAUAUUAUAGACCUGCAGUAAGACACAGAGACAUGGAGGAGAGGAGACAUAUUAUAGACCUGCAGUAAGACACUGAGACAU